Messenger RNA from Uloborus diversus, 2219 nucleotides. RefSeq names its product monocarboxylate transporter 12-B-like. Gene Ontology annotation, biological process: transmembrane transport. Gene Ontology annotation, molecular function: monocarboxylic acid transmembrane transporter activity. The transcript is spliced from 5 exons. Bases 90 to 2183 code for a protein of 697 amino acids. Lineage: Eukaryota; Metazoa; Arthropoda; Arachnida; Araneae; Uloboridae. The record is from RefSeq and is a predicted model, not a curated record.
CAGAAUGCGGCCGAGAUUUUUAAAUUCGAUCAGGUUAUCUAGUGCCGAGUUUCCGAAGAGAAAAUAAGAAGGAAAAAUAAAUCAACAGAAUGCCUUCAAAGACGUCAUCCGGCCCAGACGAAGCCAUAGGCUGGCUCAUAGCAAUGUCUUGCUUUUUCAUCAAUUUCAUAAUGGCCGGCCUGGCAAGAACGACUGGUGUGCUCUUUGUGGCACUUAUAGACUUGUACGGAGUGAGCAGAGAGUCUGCAACAACCCCUUUCAGCAUCAGGGUGAGCGUCCGGAGUAUGACAGGUCCUUUGGUUGGCUUGUUAGGUCAGAAGUAUGGUAUUCGGAAGGUGACCACAGCUGGUGGUUUUGUUGCAGCUUUUGGCUGCAUUUUAUGUUACUUUGCACCUAACAUUUUCUGGAUCACUAUAUUCUGGGGAAUAAUCCAUGGUUUUGGCUUUGGAUUAUCCACCGUGCUUCACAUGAUGAUGAUUGGUCAGUAUUUCGAUAAGUACAAGGCUUCUGCUCUGGGCCUAGGGUUUUCGGGAGACUGCUUUGGAGCAUUUGCGUUUCCAGUCGUAAUAGAAUUUCUUCUUGCGACAUAUGACAUCAGAGGCACUUUUCUCAUCCUUGGAGGCCUCGUUCUUCAUGUCAUUCCUUUGGCGCUCAUUCUCAAAAAGCCACCUUGGUUAAAGAAACAGAACAGAAACGUAAGCUUUUCUAAGAGUGUAAGGAGUGGAAGUAAUGUAGAAAAGGUCGAAAAAGGGGGCAAUAACAUGGGCUUCGAUAAUAAAGCCUUUGAAAAAAUUGAGGAAGACUACGAAGGGUUAGAAAAUGGCAAAUCAGUGAAUGUAAAUGUGUCAGGCAUUGAAAGUUCUAAACAAAAAGUAGAAGAUUAUAAUUCAUGCAAUAAAUCUGCUGUUGAAAACGAAGAGUGCGACGAACUUUGUCUUAUUAAGCAAAAGAGUUUACGUCAGUAUGAUAACAACAUUUUAAAUAGAUGUGAAAAAAAUAUAUGUCUCAGUAACAGCGCUUUGAACCCCGUUAAUCAAUUUUUAUGUCAGCAUGAGUUGGAGCAUCAACGAGACAACAUGGAACGACACGGAACUUUGCCACCAGUUUCUGAAAAAUCAGUUGCAAUAGACCUACAAGACGAUCCGAAAAUGUCCCAGAGUGAAGUCCAAUGUGAAGGAAAUGAAGGAGCUAUGUCAGAAAGAACUCAGAGUCCAGCCUUCGAAAGCGAAGGCAGUUUGAGGAAAAGAAGAACUUCUAGCUUCAUGGAGAAUGUUGCUCAUGAGUUGGUGAAUCGGUUGCGAUCUGCCAGCUUCGCGAGUGAAGUUGCCCAAGAAGGUUACGUCGCAAGCCUGUCUUUUGAUUCACAAUCCCAAAAUGAAGAACUGACUGAGAAAGAAACUACAACAGAUGAUUUUGAUGAUUCCAUUGAUAGAAACAAUUGUUUUGGAAUCUCUUCAGAUAAAGCAGUAGUUCAUGCUGACCAUGCAAAAGUCGAAAAAACAUCUGUACCCAUGAACACAUUCAAUAAAUCACUAAAAGGCCCUAGUACUUCAAAACUAUUAUUACGUACUAACCUCAAUCCAUUAUUCAUAUUAAUCUGUCUCACAAUGGCUUUUUUUGCAUUUUUAAUUGUUGGUGUCUUGACUAUUAUCAUCGAUUAUGCAGUUGAUAAGGGAAUUUCUUAUGAUAGCGGUAAAUUCCUAAUCAUCGGAUUUUCCGUGACAGAUCUCCUUGGUAGACUGUCUUUUGGUCAAGUUAUUGAUAGGAAGUUGUUGAAACUGAAGACUUAUGCUGGAAUGACAAUGCUCCUUGGAGGAAUUUUAGUUGCUGUCAUUCCUUUGAACAGUAGCUUCUACUACCUCAUGAUAUGCAUGUGCACUUAUGGGUUUGUACAAGGAGGAACUGCCAUCAUGUUUCCAAUUCUCGUGACGACGUACACGGAAAAAAAUCAAGAAUCCAUUGCAAUGGGCUGCUUGAACUUUUACGGUGGGCUGCUGAUGCUGGCUUUAGCGCCCAUGAUUGGCUUUUUCCGUGAUAACAUCGGGUCUUACGAUGGUGUUUUUUACAUACUUGGUGGAACUGUAGCAGCUGUAGGUUUGCUGUGGCAGUUGGAACCCUGUCUCCUUCGAUAUCAAAACAGGAAAUCAGAAGAUUCCAAAACACCAUUGUCAACCAAACUCUAAACGUCAAUCUCCUUUUAUAUCUGAGUCACCAUUUGU